Gopherus evgoodei (Goodes thornscrub tortoise) is the source of this 5546-nucleotide messenger RNA. It is a transcript of the gene TRPC5, whose product is annotated as transient receptor potential cation channel subfamily C member 5. The record is from RefSeq and is a predicted model, not a curated record. Gene Ontology annotation, biological process: regulation of cytosolic calcium ion concentration; manganese ion transport; calcium ion transmembrane transport. Bases 2103 to 5072 code for a protein of 989 amino acids. The transcript has 11 exons. Gene Ontology annotation, cellular component: membrane; cation channel complex. Gene Ontology annotation, molecular function: protein binding; inositol 1,4,5 trisphosphate binding; store-operated calcium channel activity. Lineage: Eukaryota; Metazoa; Chordata; Testudines; Testudinidae.
CUCCUGGAGGCAUCCACCUUUUUGCUCACUAGCAAACCACAAAGAGAUCGUAGCAUUUUCCAAGGGAGAGGCGAGCCCACGAGUUUGGGGGGAGGAGGGGAAUAAAAUGCACUUCUGAAUUUAAAAAGAAAAUGGAGGGAAAAUGAACUAGUAAGUGGCUGGGAGAAAAUCACUGGGAAAGGGGAAGAAGGGAAAGAAAUGGGGAUAGGCGCAAGGGAAAGGAAGGGAAACGCUGCCUCUCUGAGUUCUCUUCUGCAGCAGGUGAAGAGGGAAGCUUUCUUGGUCAGGAGAGCGGUAAAAGCAGGAUCUCGCUGGCUUCAGUCUGUAUCCAGUGUAAUGAGAAUCUUGCAAGCAGUCUAGGGGGGGUUAGACACUGAUCCUCAAAAGGUGUGUAAAGGUAAUGGAGAAUAUGUCUCCCCGUUCCUUAGACUGCCUGGAAAAUCUUAACCAAGAGUUGAUCAGCUAAAACCACGUACAAUGGGAUCAUGCACCGGCGCAGUUCCACUGCCAAAUGUCUAUGUUCCGGCAUGAAAUUAGGCUGAAUCUAAAAGAUCAGGAUGUCAGAUAUGGCUUGUUGUGGAUUCCCCGAAACACAAUGUAUUAGAAGCAGGUCAGUCUGAUGUCAAAGAAUGGUUACAAUUGCUUCCUGUCCUAGACAGUAAACAUUUGGGAAUCUAGCUGGAAAAAAAAUAGGCAAGACCCUGAGAGAUGUAGCUUCAUAUCUGGAGUUUUCAAGUGCUCCUGUGUCAGGAUGCACCAGGAGACAGAUUUUCGUAGUGGACAAGGAGCAGCUACCUUUGAUGUCUGUUUCUGUAGCAGAAUUCACAGGUUUAUGUCCAAAACUGACCAGUUGCUGGUUAUGGUUUUUGUUAUUGUUGUUUUGGUUUUUGUAUUGCGUUUGCAUUGAGAUGUGUACGAGCCUGGAUAUUUCUGGUCACACAGGAGCAGCAACAGCCCGUGCUAACUAUUUUGUCUGUGCAGUUUGGUGGGUUGGGAGCAAUGGAACCAACAGGCUCCAGGUUUCUUUGUUGUGCUACCACCAUGAGAUGGAGCAGCUGCGCUUCUCUGUUUUGUUGGUAGGAUUGGGGGAAAGUAGGGGAUUGAAAAAUAACCGAAUUGGAUGCAGUCAAGUGUCAGGUAUGUAUUUUUGUGCGGCUCCUGCAGGGUCUACAGAUUGUGGUCUACUAGGAGCUGCCAUAUUUUCCCCUCUAUUUACCUAUUACAAUUUGGGGUUGGGGUUAAAAUUUGGAAGCAUCCAGAUACUGAAUACAUGUUUUUUCUAGUGCUAUUGGGCACGAGUACUCCACAGUCCAGGUGUUUCCAGGGAAGGAUAGACUUAUAAUUCGGAGUCAGAAACUGCGAAGAUCCAGGUGGACCCAGGUAGCGGAUCUGUGUUUUUUGUGGAACUCACGUGCCAGGAUGUACCAGGGUGCAGAACAUUCUGAUGCAGUAGGAGCAGCUCCGCUUGGCUCGCUGAUCCUGCCAUGAAAUGAGGGAUGAGGGCUUAACAUUGAACGGAUCCAGUUGCAAUCCAAGCGCCAGAUCUGUUUUGGUGGCGCUCGUCUUGUUCUAAAGCCCCCGGGAUCCAGACAUUUUUUGGCGCUGUAGGAGCAGUUACUCUCUAUUCAGGCAUUAGAAUUGGUGGCCUCGGGGUCAGAAUGUGAGUGGCUGCAGCAGGUGCCAGAUCCAGGUUUCCGGGUUCCACGGAGGGGUGGAUUUUUUUUUCCCUUUGGUGCAAUAGCCUCAGCUAGACUCGUUUUCCGGCUUGUUUAAUGGCACAGUGUCGAGGGCCGAGGGGCCACACACAUCGGUAAGAGCCAGUGCGAUCCAGCGUUUACCUUUCCCCCUUCUUGUCGUCUCCAAGGUGUGAGACGAGAGGCAGCUCCAGCUGCUGGAGGAGACCAGGGAGAACUUGGCUUCCUCGCUGACUGACUAGGCACCGGCUACUGCCUCUCCAUCUCUCUUUACUCGCCCCCAAGGGAGCGCUUCCUGCGGCUCACAGCCCCCCCAGAGAGGCAAUCCAACCUCCGAGCACCAGGAGGGCCAGACAGAGCGAGAAGGAAGAAGGAGCGCAUUUGCGUGUUGCACAGUCACUAUGAACAAUGGCCCAGCUAUACUACAAAAAGGUAAAUUAUUCACCGUACAGAGACCGGAUCCCAUUGCAGAUUGUGCGAGCAGAGGCAGAGCUCUCGCAAGAAGAGAAGGCCUAUCUCAUUGCUGUGGAGAAGGGGGACUAUGCCAGUGUGAAACAUGCCUUACAAGAGGCAGAAAUCUACUACAACAUCAACAUUAACUGUAUGGAUCCUCUUGGACGCAGUGCCCUUUUAAUAGCCAUAGAGAAUGAAAACCUGGAGAUCAUGGAGUUACUGCUGAGCCACAGUAUUUAUGUGGGAGAUGCUCUGUUGUAUGCAAUACGGAAGGAGGUGGUUGGAGCAGUGGAGCUGCUUCUGAGUUACAGGAAGCCAAGUGGUGAAAAGCAGGUCCCUACCUUGAUGAUGGACACCCAGUUUUCAGAAUUCACCCCUGAUAUAACCCCAAUAAUGUUGGCGGCCCACACCAACAACUACGAAAUCAUCAAACUGCUUGUCCAAAGACGGGUAACAAUACCACGCCCCCACCAGAUCAGAUGCAACUGCGUGGAAUGUGUCUCCAGUUCCGAGGUGGACAGCCUGAGGCAUUCCAGGUCAAGGCUAAACAUCUACAAAGCCUUAGCGAGCCCUUCGUUGAUUGCCUUAUCGAGUGAGGACCCUAUUUUGACAGCCUUCCGGCUGGGCUGGGAGCUGAAGGAGCUCAGCAAAGUGGAGAAUGAGUUCAAGGCUGAAUACGAAGAGCUUUCACAGCAGUGCAAACGUUUUGCUAAGGACCUUUUGGACCAGGCACGGAGCUCCAGGGAACUGGAGAUCAUUCUCAACCACAGGGAUGAUCAGAGUGAGGAGCUGGAUCCCCAAAAAUGUCAUGAUUUGGCAAAGCUAAAGGUAGCAAUAAAGUAUCAUCAGAAAGAGUUUGUUGCUCAGCCAAACUGCCAGCAGCUGUUAGCUACACUUUGGUACGACGGCUUUCCAGGAUGGAGGCGGAAACACUGGGCAGUCAAGCUCUUGACCUGCAUCACCAUUGGACUGCUAUUUCCUGUGCUUUCUGUGGCAUAUUUAAUUGCACCUAAGAGCAGGCUGGGACUGUUCAUUAAAAAGCCAUUUAUAAAGUUUAUCUGCCACACCGGUUCUUAUCUAACCUUCCUCUUCAUGCUACUUCUGGCAUCGCAGCACAUUGUCAGGACUGAUCUCCAUGUGCAGGGACCACCUCCCACCAUCGUUGAAUGGAUGAUCCUACCCUGGGUUCUAGGUUUUAUCUGGGGAGAAAUCAAGGAGAUGUGGGAUGGUGGAUUCAAUGAGUAUGUACAUGACUGGUGGAAUCUGAUGGACUUUGCAAUGAACUCACUCUACCUUGCAACUAUCUCCCUGAAAAUUGUUGCUUAUGUCAAGUAUAAUGGUUCUCGUCCAAGGGAGGAAUGGGAAAUGUGGCACCCGACACUCAUUGCAGAAGCUCUCUUUGCAAUAUCCAACAUUUUAAGUUCCUUGCGUCUCAUAUCCCUGUUUACAGCAAACUCCCACCUGGGCCCCUUGCAGAUCUCUCUGGGACGCAUGCUGCUAGACAUCCUCAAAUUCCUUUUUAUCUACUGUCUGGUGCUUCUGGCUUUUGCCAAUGGACUGAACCAGCUUUAUUUUUAUUAUGAGACCAGUGCCUCGGAGGAACCCAACAACUGCAAGGGGAUCCGAUGUGAGAAACAGAACAAUGCCUUCUCCACACUUUUUGAGACCCUCCAGUCGCUCUUCUGGUCCGUGUUUGGUCUGUUGAAUCUCUACGUCACCAACGUGAAGGCUAGGCAUGAGUUCACGGAGUUUGUCGGAGCCACCAUGUUCGGAACAUACAAUGUCAUCUCCCUGGUCGUUCUGCUGAACAUGCUCAUAGCCAUGAUGAACAACUCCUACCAGCUGAUCGCUGACCACGCAGAUAUUGAGUGGAAGUUUGCACGGACAAAGCUGUGGAUGAGUUACUUUGAUGAAGGUGGCACUCUGCCCCCUCCAUUUAAUAUUAUCCCAAGUCCCAAGUCAAUCUGGUACCUUUGCAAGUGGAUCCACAAGCAGCUGUGCCCAGACAUGGACUCUGAGGAUGAACAGAAGAGGCAUGAAAACCUAAAAACAUUCACAGAACGGCAUGCUGACAACCUGAUUCAGAAUCAACAUUACCAGGAAGUGAUCAGAAAUCUAGUGAAAAGAUAUGUUGCAGCAAUGAUACGAAAUUCCAAAACCAACGAAGGAUUAACUGAAGAAAACUUUAAGGAAUUAAAGCAGGACAUAUCUAGCUUUCGCUAUGAAGUUCUUGACCUCUUGGGAAACAGGAAACCCCAGAGGAGAAGUUACUCUACUAGCAGCACAGAGGUCUCCCAAAAGGAUGAAACCAACGAGGAUGGUGCUGGAGAAAAAGCUAAAGCCAAGAGUGUUUCUUUCAAUAUAGACAACAAGAAACAAGAUUUCAAUGUGUCAGCUCUGAUUAAAACUAUGUCUGGGAUCGAAAUUGUGGAAGAGAAACCAAAAAGCAAUGGAAUAAAUAAGCGCUCUUUUGUCCGAAACGGGAAUAGGGUUCAGAGGCUUUCGAGCUCCAAGAAAGAGUCUUUCAAAAGACUGGGUCUCCUCUUCUCGAAGAUGAAUGGACACGUGCCUGAGCCAAAUUCAGAGCCUAUGUACACUAUUUCAGAUGGAGUUAUUCAGCCACAUUACAUGUGGCAAGACAUUAAAUAUUCUCAGAUCGAUAAAGAGAGAGAAGAGAACUGUUCCAAAAGUGAAAUUAACCUCAAUGAGGUGGACUACAGUGGGAACAUGAGACUUACAGGACAGAGCAAGGAAUGCCCUAUGGUUUGUACCAGCUCUCUUCACUGUGCUUCCAAUAUUUGCUCCUCUAAUUCCAAACUUAUAGACUCCACCGAGGAUGUGUUUGACUCCUGGGGAGAGACCCGUGACUUGCUUAUAAACCAGUGGAAAGAUGGGCAGGAAGAUCAUAUUACAACUCGGCUAUAAGUAAAGCUAUUAAACACCUGCUAUAGGACGUAGCUAAAUAUUUGUCAUUGUUUGCUAUCACCGAUGGUUCAGAGUCAGGAGUCCCUUUCGGUCCCUAGCAUCGGGUGUAGGAAUCUAGUUAUUUUAGCCUGUUUUAUAGCCACCUUUACCACAUUUUUUUAUUUGCCUUUUUACACUCACCAGUGCUGAACUAUUUACCAGUUUGGGCCAAUGUUAAGGAUGUUCAAUACUAUGCAGCAGAGGUGCAAAGUGCUGUUCCCUACCAAUUGCUAUGCUUAGCCUGUAUGUGCUUACUGUAAACCCCAAGGUUCUUUUAUUGAUGCAGAUCCAGUCUUCAGAUCCCAUAAACCUCAGAUGUUUUGGUGGCAGAGUAAAGGACCUGUACAGUUUCUUUCCUAAUCCAACUAUCUGGUUGUUCACUGGAUGUCAGAGACAGAUGUUGCCUCCUGAUUCAAUGGGUGCAGGGAUUGAGGG